This is a messenger RNA of Chlorella variabilis, 3753 nucleotides long. RefSeq lists its product as hypothetical. The record is from RefSeq and is a predicted model, not a curated record. The transcript has 32 exons. Gene Ontology annotation, molecular function: ATP binding; metal ion binding. The coding region runs from base 1 to 3753 and encodes 1250 amino acids. Lineage: Eukaryota; Viridiplantae; Chlorophyta; Trebouxiophyceae; Chlorellales; Chlorellaceae.
AUGACCCAGGGGCUCGUCACCAAGCUGCUGGUGGCCAACCGCGGCGAAAUCAGCUGCCGCGCGCAGCGGGCAUGCAAGAAGCUGGGCAUGCCGUGCGUGGCCGUGUUUACUGACCCGGAUGCCCUGUCCCUGCACGUGCUACAAGCCGCGGAGAGCGUGUCCCUGGGGGCCUCCCCCAAGGAGUACCUGAACGCCACCAAGCUGAUUGAGGUGGCCAAGAGCACAGGCUGCGACGCCGUCUUCCCUGGCUACGGCUUCCUGUCUGAAAACACCGAGUUUGCGGCCAUGUGCGAGGACAACGGUAUCGCCUUCAUCGGACCCACCGCAGACACGAUGCGCAUGUUUGCGCAGAAGCACACCGCCCGCGAGCUGGCGGAGCGAGCCGAGGUGCCGAUCCUGGCGGGCAGCCCGCUGCUGUCCAGCGGCGAGGAGGCGCUGGAGUAUGCCAAGAAAGUGGGCCUCCCUGUGCUGCUCAAGGCCACAGGCGGCGGCGGCGGCAUCGGCAUCCACAUCUGCCGCAGCGAGGACGAGGUGGUGAACAACUACGCCUCGGCCUCGCGCCAGGGCGCGGCCGCCUUUGGCGACGCGGGCGUGUUUGUGGAGAAGUACGUGCAGCGGGCGCGGCACAUCGAGGUCCAAAUCUUUGGGGACGGCAAGGGCGCCAUCGUGGCGUUCCCCGAGCGCGAGUGCUCCAUCCAGCGACGUCACCAGAAGGUUCUCGAAGAGACGCCCUCCCCCUUUGUCACUCCAGAGCUGCGGGCCGCGCUGCAGGGCGCCGCCGUGCGCCUGGGCCAGCUGGCCAAGUACCGGUCUGCCGGCACCGUGGAGUUCAUUGUGGAUGAUGAGACAGGAGAGUUUUACUUCCUGGAGGUCAACACGCGCCUGCAGGUGGAGCACGGCAUCACCGAGAUGAUUACGGGCGUGGACCUGGUGGCCUGGCAGCUGGAGCAACAGGGCGCCAAGGGCACCGACCUCCCCGCUGACCUGGCAUCCUUCACGCCCCAGAUCAACGGCGCCGCCAUCGAGGUGCGCAUCUGCGCGGAGGAUCCCGCCCACAACUACCGCCCCUGCACCGGCAUGCUGGGCCUGGUGGCCUGGCCCACCAGCGUGGCGACCCGCAUCGACACUUGGGUGGAGACGGGCGUGGAGGUGUCGGCCUACUACGAUUCCCUGCUGGCAAAGCUGAUGGUGCACAGCCCCGAGGGCCGCCCCCCCGCCAUCACCAAAAUUUGCGCGGCGCUGGAGGAGACGCAACUCAAGGGAGUGACCACCAACCUGGAGUUCCUGCGCGUCAUCGCUGCCUCCCCCGCCUACGCCGCCGGCGACACCACCACCAAGUUUGUGGAGGGGAUCGACUACUCGCCGCACGCGGUGGAGUUUCUGGAGGCGGGGCUGCAGACCACGGUGCAGGACUACCCCGGCCGUGUGGCGCUGUGGUCGGUGGGGGUGCCGCCCUCGGGUCCCAUGGAUGACCUGUCGCACCGGUUGGCCAACGCUCUGGUGGGCAACGACGAUCACGCGGCGGCGCUGGAGGUGACCCUCACGGGCCCCUCCAUCAAGUUCCUGGCAGACACAGUGGUGGCGGUGUGCGGCGCCGAGGCCCCCGUCACGCUGGACGGCGCGGCGGUGCUCAUGUGGCAGAGCUUUGGGGUGAAGCGGGGGCAGGUGGUGAAGGUCGGCGCCACGACAGGUGGCUCCCGUGCCUACAUCGCCAUUGCCGGCGGCCUGGAUGUGCCAGAGUAUCUGGGAUCCAAGUCCACCUUCCCGGGAGGCGUGAUGGGAGGCCACCAGGGCCGCCCGCUGCGCCCAGGGGACAUGGUACCGCUCGGCGCCACAGACCUCAGCAAGCUGGUUCUGGGUGCCACGGUGCCGCCCGCCUGGCGCCCUCAGUUCUGCAGUGGCAUCAGCGACUGGACAGUGGGCGUGCUGCCAGGCCCCCAGGCCGACCCCGAUUACUUCACUCCCGAGGACAUCCAGACCCUCUACUCCACACCCUACAAGAUCCACCACAACUCCAACCGGCUGGGCAUCCGCAUGGAGGGCCCCCGUCCCAAGUUUGCCCGCCUGGAUGGCGGCGAGGGAGGCAGCCACCCGUCCAAUGUGCACGACCAUGUGUAUGCCCUGGGCACCAUCAACUUCACCGGCGACAUGCCAAUCGUGCUGAUGGUGGACGGCCCCUCCCUGGGCGGCUUUGUGUGCCCCGCCACCAUCACCACCACCGAGCUCUGGAAGAUGGGGCAGGUGCGGCCCGGGGACGCCGUGUGCUUCAAGAAGCUGAGCAUCCAGGAGGCGUACGAGCGGCGCUUCAGGGUGGACCGCCAGGUGGCGCUGGUGUGCCAGGUGGCACGUGGCGCGCUCAGCGCGGCCGCCGCAGACGCCGACUUUGCCGCGUACAAGGUGGACAUGCCCGAGUCGCCGCCCACCGAGGCGGUGCUGCGGGUGAUCCCCGCGGGCGGCGCGCACCCGGGGGCCCAGGUGCGGCUUGCGGGCGACCGCUACAUCUUUCUGGAGUAUGGGCCCAUGGAGCUGGACAUUGCGCUGCGCGUCAGGGUGCACGAGAUUGAGCAGUACCUGGCGGACAAGAGCAUCGACGGCCUGAUCGAGACCAGCCCCGGCGUGCGCAGCGUGAUGAUCGAAUACGACCAGCGACGCCUGCCGCUGGCCAAGCUGCUGCAGGCACGCCGCUGCUGUUUCGGCCCCUGGACUAUCGAGGAGGCGGAAGCCACCAUGAAGCCGGCAGACGAUGUGUCGCUGCCGUACCGCGUGCUGCACCUGCCGCUGGCAUUCAACGAGAAGUACAUGCGCAGCAUCCGCAGCGAGGCGCCGUACCUUCCAUCCAACGUCGAGUUUAUAGCCGCAAACAACGGCCUGGAGGGUGACCCGAUUGAGGCGGUGCACAAGGUGCUGUUUGAGGCAUCCUACAUGGUACUGGGCCUGGGAGACGUGUACCUGGGGGCGCCCUGUGCGGUACCGGUGGACCCCCGCCACCGCCUGGUGGUCCCCAAGUACAACCCGGCCCGCACCUACACGCCCGAGGGCGGGGUAGGCAUCGGCGGCACCUACAUGUGCAUCUAUCCCAUGGCCUCCCCCGGCGGCUACCAGCUGGUAGGGCGCACCCUGCCCAUCUGGAACCCCUUCACCCGCACCGGCCCCUUCCAGCCCGGCAAGCCCUGGCUGCUGCGCAACUUUGACCAGGCAAGCUCUCCCGCCCCUCCUGCUCCUGCUGUGCGCUACUACGAGGUGAGCGAGGACGAGCUGGAGCGGCUGCGCACCGACUUUGCCAACGGCCGCCUGGACAUCAAAAUUGAGCAGGCGACCUUCAAUGUGCACGAGUACAACGAGUUCAUGAAGGGCGUGGCGGGCGAGUACGAGGAGCUCCGCCAGCGGCAGCGUGUGGCCAUGGCUGAGCAGAUGGCACUGGAUGCGGAGAUGCUGAAGAAGCUGGAUGCACGGCAGGCGUCGGGCAUGCACCAUGCGCCCUCGGUUGCGGUGCGGCUUGCCCUGGGCGAGCAUGAUGAGCACCCUUACGAGGGGCAGGACGGUACGCAGGUCACAGCCGCCGUCACAGGCACUGUGUGGGAGAUCAAGGCUGAGAUUGGGCAGGCGGUCAAGGCGGGAGACACGCUGAUCGUGCUGGAGGCGAUGAAGAUGGAGUAUGCCGUGACAGCCCCAUGCGACGGCACCCUGAAGCACAUCUGCGUGCAGCAGGCCGACAUGGUGCAGCAGGGCAGCCCGCUGUGCCUGGUGGUGUGA